Messenger RNA from Mycena citricolor, 625 nucleotides. The record is from the annotation of a GenBank genome assembly. NCBI's taxonomy places the organism in Eukaryota, Fungi, Basidiomycota, Agaricomycetes, Agaricales, Mycenaceae.
AGGCCUGGGCUACCACACCGUGCACCAGCUCGCGCAGACGCCGAACAUGGUUCUCUUCAUGGGCGCCCGCCGAAUGACCGCCGCAGCGGAAGCCAUCGUCCAAAUCACACCCGACGUCCACCCCACCUCCCGCGUGUUUCCCGUGUACAUCGAUCUCGCCGACGAGAAAACCAUCGCCGAUGCGAAGGAUGCCGUCGCCGCGAAGCUGAAGGAGCUGGGUGUCCCAGGUCUGGACUUCCUCAUCAACAACGCGGCCAAUGGUGGAAGCCCGGUCGUCCUCGCGCUGACGGUCAACAUCGCGUCGACCAUCGCGAUCAAGAACGCCUUCUACCCGCUGCUGAACAAGGGCGGCGAGAUCAUCAAUAUCUCCUCUGAGCUCGGUUCGCAGGCGCGCCACGCCGCUCGCCCGCCCAUCAGCUUCGAGGGCCACGAUCUCAUGGUCUACGCUGCGAGCAAGGCGGCGCUGAACAACCUCACGCUCCAGUGGGCAUUCGAGGAGGAGGAGAAGGGCUCCGGCAUCCGCGUCGUGGCGAUCUGCCCUGGUCCGAACUCGACGAGCAUAGCGCACUUCUCGAGCUUCGGGAUGCAUCCGUCUGUUGGAUGCGGUGUCAUGGUCAACGAGGUC